GCCCGCAGCUACACUCCAGCACUGCUGUGGAGCUCGGACGCAGCAGCAUCACCUGCACCACAGGAGGUUGGCUCUAGCAGACUUCUGACUGAAAGCAUCGUUACACAGAAGCCCACCAACAAUAUUGGUGAAGGCCUUCCAGACCCCGAAGAAGAGAUUAACCAGGUCGAAUGGGAGAUCGGCUCGCUCGAAACCAACAGAGGCUGCUCAACAUAGAGGGGGGCGAAGUAAAGAGCAUGAGUUCAUGCAGCACAGAUGUUAAGGAAAAUCGGAACUUGGACAACCUCUUCUCCAAAAAGGGGGUUGCAGCUGAGGCUGCUCAACUCCCCAAUGGGAGUGCUGGGGGUGGGAGGAAACGUCCCUUAGAGGAGGGUAAUAAUGGGCAUGCGCAUUCCAAGUACAAGCCCAAGAAGCGUAAGAAAGUUCCUGGGCCCAUUCUGCCUAAGAAUGCCCUAAUGCAGCUUAAUGAGAUCAAGCCAGGGCUGCAGUACAAACUGCUCUCUCAGACCGGGCCGGUCCAUGCACCCGUCUUUGUGAUGACUGUGGAGGUCAACGGGCAGUUCUUUGAGGGGUCUGGUCCCACUAAGAAGAAGGCCAAGCUGAACGCAGCAGAGAAAGCCCUGCGCUCCUUCGUCCAGUUCCCCAACGCGUCUGAAGCCCACAUGGCCAUGGGCCGGACUCUGUCUGUUCACACAGACUUCACCUCAGACCAGGCUGAUUUUCCAGACAUGCUCUUCAAUGCCUUUGAGACAUCCACUCCUGUAGAUGACCCGUUUAACCUCACAUCCAACAGUAAUGGUUCCUUCAGCUCAUUGGGAAUAGAGUACCCGUUGCUACCCUCCCCUGUGCCAAACCUGGUCCAGGCCCCCUUACAUCCAGCCCCCUCCACCUUCAUCUCCCCUACAAGUGGCAAGAGUCCUGUCAUGAUUCUCAACGAGUUGCGGCCGGGCGUCAAGUAUGACUUUGUGUCAGAGAGCGGGGAGAGCCAUGCCAAGAACUUUGUCAUGUCAGUGACGGUAGAUAAUCAGAACUUUCAGGGUUCUGGGCGGAACAAGAAGCUGGCCAAGGCCCGAGCCGCCCAGGCAGCUCUGUAUGCUCUGUUCAACAUGCAGCUGGAUCAGGCUCCUUCAAGACAGCCUAUACCCAGAGAAGGACUGCAGCUUCACCUGCCACAGGUCCUGGCAGAUGCCGUCUCUCGCCUGGUCGUCAACAAGUUCAGCGAACUGACAGACAACUUCACGUCUCCACACGCUCGGCGGAAAGUAUUGGCAGGUGUCGUCAUGACAACAGGUACUGAUGUGAAAGAGGCUCUGGUCAUCUGCGUGUCCACAGGGACAAAGUGCAUCAACGGUGAAUACAUGAGUGAAAAAGGUUUGGCCCUCAAUGACUGUCAUGCUGAGAUUGUGGCUCGCCGCUCGCUCAUCAGGUACCUGUACUCCCAGCUGGAGCACUUCCUCAGUAACCACGAAGAGGAGCAGCAAAAAUCCAUCUUUACCAGAUGUGACAACAGACAAGGUUUCAGGCUGAAGGAAAACGUCCAGUUCCAUCUGUACAUCAGCACAUCCCCCUGUGGAGAUGCACGUAUCUUCUCUCCUCAUGAAGCUGGAGUGGAAGAUCAGGGGGAUAGACACCCGAACAGAAAAGCCCGGGGGCAACUCCGCACUAAAAUUGAGUCUGGUGAAGGAACUAUCCCAGUACGCUCCAGUAAUACCAUUCAGACGUGGGAUGGGGUCCUUCAGGGUGAGAGGCUGCUCACCAUGUCCUGCAGUGACAAGAUAGCCAGGUGGAACGUGGUUGGAUUCCAAGGUUCUCUGAUGAGCUACUUCACUGAUGCCAUCUACUUCUCCAGCAUCAUCCUGGGCAGCCUGUACCACGCAGACCACCUCUCCAGAGCCAUGUACCAGAGGAUUACUGAGAUGGAGGACCUGCCACAGUCCUUCAGCCUGAACAGACCGCUACUCAGCGGAAUAAGUAACGCUGAGGCUCGUCAGCCUGGAAAAGCACCAAAUUUCAGUGUGAACUGGACGCUGGGAGACCAAGGCUUAGAGGUGAUCAAUGCCACCACAGGGAAAGAUGACCUGAGUCGACCCUCCAGGCUCUGUAAGCACGCUCUCUACAGCCGCUGGAUGCGCCUGCACUGCAAGCUCUCCCCCACCCUGCGGAUCAGAACUUUGAGGCUCGGCAGCUACCACGAUGCCAAGCAGGCAGCGGUGGAGUACCACAGCGCCAAGCAGAUGCUCUUCAGAGCCUUCCACAAAGCCGCAUUGGGCGCCUGGGUGAAGAAACCCAUAGAGCAGGACCAGUUUGCACUCACUACCUGAGUGAGUGCUGGGCUGACAGAAAACAUGUCCGACUGCUCGCUUUACUUCCUGGAUCAGCUUAAGUAGUGGAAUCCUUUCCCUCUGGGUUGUCAUGGAAUGGACUGUGUUUUACUGGCACCACAUCCAGAUGUCAGAAUCCCAUCCAUUUUUAUAGCUUCAAGCUACUCCCUCAGCCAGCACUACACAGUAAAACAAGAUUAUUAAUAAGUUAUGCAACUUUAUACAAAGGACACAUGUAAAAACAGACUUUGGGAAUGGGAACUUGUAAACGGCAUUGUUAGGUAAAAUGGCACUUGUUUGUAUGAAAAAUAGUGAUAUAUUAAUUUUGCAUGUGUGAUUAUACCAAAUUCUUUGGAAGUCUACAGUAAAAGGUUUGUCAUCAUGUAUCAGUGUAGUGAUAACUUGAGAAUGUCCUUUUUCUGCUUUGUCACAGUUCUUGACUGAGGUCACAAAGAUAUUUUUAUCAAAGUACGCACACUCAGAUGUCCAAAAUGACAGAAAAUAAUUAAGAAUGACAUUUAGUCAUCCUCAGCUCCGCCCUCCGUUCAGACUGCUUUAGUCUGAUGGUUUUUGUGUCUGUGGUAUAAACAAAUUCAAAUGGACUCACCAUCCCGCCACAUUAGGUAGGUGUGCAUGGUGGACGUGGCUUGUAAAAUAACAAACAGAUGUUUUAAGGGCUGCACUGCUAUUUUGCCAGAAAAUCUAAAUUUGGUCAAAAGGCAGCAUGCACUUGAUGAGAGGUAAGUGACAACCACCACAGCGGACUGGGAGAGGCUGACACAUAUAUAUACAGUAUAUAAAUAUGUAUAUAUAAAGAAGAGCUCAGAUCACAUGUCAUGCAAACACAUCACACGUCUUUUGUUUCAGGUAGAAAAGUCUUUUUGCAGAGCAGAAGAUAUAGA
Cottoperca gobio is the source of this 3223-nucleotide messenger RNA. Its product is annotated as double-stranded RNA-specific editase 1-like. Gene Ontology annotation, cellular component: nucleolus; cytoplasm. Gene Ontology annotation, molecular function: double-stranded RNA adenosine deaminase activity; double-stranded RNA binding; adenosine deaminase activity. Bases 171 to 2321 code for a protein of 716 amino acids. NCBI's taxonomy places the organism in Eukaryota, Metazoa, Chordata, Actinopteri, Perciformes, Bovichtidae. The transcript has 11 exons. Gene Ontology annotation, biological process: adenosine to inosine editing; RNA processing. The record is from RefSeq and is a predicted model, not a curated record.